GUGGGCGUAUGUCAUGCGAAAGGCACCUCAACUAAGAUAGAUUCCUCUAGCGAAAUAGCCUCGGCUAACUAUAUUGCGCGGUCAUAUGGUAUCUCGAAUGGGAUGCACGCUGGAGAAGCGCAGAAAUUAUGUCCAAACCUGACAAUGAUUCCAUAUGAAUUUGAGAAGUAUCACGCUGUGAGCCUUAAGUUCUAUGAGAUUUUAAUAAAGCAUGCCACAGAAUUGCAGGCGAUCAGCAUAGAUGAGGCUUUGAUAGAAGUCGGACGCACAGUCAGAGAGGACUAUGGCGGAGAUGCAGAGGAAUUUGCCAUGAAGCUAAGAAAAGAAAUUAAGAGUGAAACUCGAUGCGAUGCGAGCAUCGGUAUUGCAAAGAAUAUCUUAUUGGCAAAGAUGGCCACAACUUAUGCUAAACCAUGCGGUCAAUUUUAUAUAAAAGAUGAUUAUAUUGACGAAUUUCUAGAAAAUCAAAAUGUAGACAUCCUACCGAGCGUAGGCUCGUCAAUAUCGCAAAGAUUAGGGGAAAAAGGAGUAGUCACAAUAGCAGAUCUUAGAAAUUUAACUAUGACUGAAUUGCAGACAGAAUUUGGACCCAAAGCUGCCGAAGUUGCCUGGGGCGUGAGAUUUGAAAAUGAUGGACAGGUCGAGGACGUGAAUCUAAAGACUAAAUCAGUAACUUUAAAGAUCAAAUUGCGGAAGCCCGAAGCAGGAGCGCCACAAAAGUUACUUGGUUGUGGAGACUGCGAUAAUUUUUCGAAAUCAAAAACUUUUGCCUAUUACACGGAUAGUUUUGAGCUUAUCUGGAACGAAUGCUUGGUAUUACUAAAACAGUUUGGGUGCAGUUGUGUGGAAAUCAGAGGUGUUGGUAUACAAUUGCAAAAGCUUAAUAACGAAACAGGAAAGACGCACAAAAGUCUUCAAGACUAUUUCAAAUACAAAUCAGCGGCUGAUGCGGAAGGGAGAGAAGAGCAACCAGAUGAUUCAAAUGAUCAAAGACAACGGUGCUAUGAUGAUGGAAGCCUGACAGACGAUGAGGAGGGUCACGUGGAUAUCAUUAGUAGCUCUCCAGGUCUAUCAUCGCCCUUUAAUAAUGACGUUUGUGAGCGUUCCGGAAAUUGUGAGCGCAAUCAAGAAAGUUUGGAACAUGAUAUGGAUGAGAAUCGAUUACAUACGUUACAACAACAACAUCCGAGCUACAAAGAACCAGGGAAGUAUGUUCCAGUGGUUGUCCCAGUGAAGAUGGAAUUGGAUGAUAACAUGAUGAUUGAUGAAGAGCCGUCAUGUUCACAAAUGAGGAAUGAAAGCGCGAUGCUCAAGAUGGAGGAAGACACUGAAAUAGAUUCAACGAAAUACAGGCCAAAUGAGAAAGCCUCGCCAUGUCAAGAGACAUGGAAUGAAUUACCCCAUCCCCGCCCAAUUACAGCAAAUUACAAAGUUUCUAAAAAAACUGCCAAUAAGAAAAACCGUGAUAGGAAGACUGCGAUGCAGAAACCUCCGAGAUGGAAGAGUAAAAUCGAGGGCGAGAGUCGAGGGCUGAAUUUGGAUAAGAAUGGUGAAUUUGAUCGGGAUGUUUUUGAUGCUCUCCCAAAAGACGUUCAAAAAGAAAUCAUGGUUGAAUAUCGGUUUCAUACUCCGCUGAAAAAUUUGCGACCUACAUAUAAAGAGGUUAAAACCGAAUCGGAUAAAUUGACCAAAUAUUCUAGUGGAUGGUUGUAG
Paraglomus occultum is the source of this 1713-nucleotide messenger RNA. The record is from the annotation of a GenBank genome assembly. NCBI's taxonomy places the organism in Eukaryota, Fungi, Glomeromycota, Glomeromycetes, Paraglomerales, Paraglomeraceae.